AUGGAUGAUCAUUUUAAUGAAAGUGAUCAUGAUUUGGGUCAAGAAGAACCCAUGCUCCCUGAUUUAUCCGGGCAGCAAUACCAACACAAAAGAGAUGCCAUGAAAAUUUUAGAGGCUAAUCACUUCGUAUGCAUUGACAAGCUUGGGUCUGGCGCUUUUGGUGACGUGUAUAAAAUGAUGGACUUCUCUGGCCAAGAAGUGGCCGUUAAAAUAGUUUCCUUAGAAGUCACGAAAAAGAAUGAAAUUGAAAUUUGGCCAAAAAUGCGUCACCCAAAUAUUAUUCCCCUCUUGCAGUAUUUUAGCCUCAAUGACCCAGAUGUGGGAGUUUUUGUAAUGCCCGUACACCUGGGCACUUUGAAGGAUGCAGUCCUAAAUGAGCACUUUUUAAAUCAAUCGUGUGCCCUAGACUGCCUCAAAUCAUGGCUUUACGAUACUCUUUGUGGUCUGGCUUAUUUGCACACUAACGAGGCUUGCCAUUUGGAUUUAAAAUCCGACAACAUCUUGAUAUCGCAAGAUUACAGAGCUGUCAUAUGUGACUUCUCUUGUCUUGCAUCUGCGGCAAAGGCAAUACCAAGGGAUGAACUUGGAUUGCCGAGUGUGUAUAGACCUCCAGAAGCUUGCCUGUCACUCGGGGGUGUGACGGAAGUUGAUGGCAAGGCUUUUGAUAUGUGGUCGUUUGGAGUGAUGGUCAUGGAGCUGUUUACCAAGAAAGCUCUGAGCAAUGCAGUAAACUGCGCUGGAAAUUGGAACAGGGAUAUUUAUCCUGCCAUGUUCCACAUUCUUCAGGGUGAUGCUUUCAAAUGCUUCAUGAGUGGAGUGUUUUCUGCGACGGGCAUUGCAGACGGGCAAAUUUGGCUGACCUUGAAUUUUAUACACACAUUUUUGAUGCCCGAUCGAAGGAAAAGGUGGAAUGCCGGAAUGGCAAUCGACCACUGUUUUUUCAAAACUGGUGGUCAGAUUGGACCAGGGGCAGAUGCAAAAUGGUUGCAUUUUUGUGGAGAUGAGAACCAAGAAACUAGCAUGCACAGAAAUCAGGGUGUUAAACGUGUUGCUGAUGCCAGUGUUAACCCACUGCAAGUGAAAAGAGCAAAUACUGAAAUUGAGCAGACACGUGAAAAAUUCCAACCCAUAGAAUGUGCAAACUGCAAGCAUGCGAAAAAAGAGUUGAGGAAUUGA
Molecule: messenger RNA, 1176 nt
Organism: Parasteatoda tepidariorum (common house spider)
Lineage: Eukaryota; Metazoa; Arthropoda; Arachnida; Araneae; Theridiidae
Source: RefSeq, a predicted model, not a curated record